This is a messenger RNA of Durio zibethinus, 1659 nucleotides long. Its product is annotated as triacylglycerol lipase 2-like. NCBI's taxonomy places the organism in Eukaryota, Viridiplantae, Streptophyta, Magnoliopsida, Malvales, Malvaceae. The record is from RefSeq and is a predicted model, not a curated record. Gene Ontology annotation, molecular function: hydrolase activity, acting on ester bonds. Gene Ontology annotation, biological process: lipid metabolic process.
GUUGAUGAUAAGAAGUAGCAGAAAAAAGCUCUAUCUCGGGUUCCACUUUCCAAUCCCUCCUCACAGGAAAUACCGUGAAAAGCCCCCUCCUCCCAUUCCUGUAUUUUAGGCCAAGAAAUCUUGGUUGUCAGUGAAGCCAAAGCAAGAACGAUAAAGUAAUAUAUAGUAUAAUAGUACUCGUUUUCCCACUGCUCGUGCAUCUUCUUUCUUUCUCUUUUUUUAUAUAUAGCCGUUGGUUCUAAUCUCCAUAUCCUUAAAAGACAGAGCCAAAGCGUAGCAUUCAAGUUAUGGCUCCUCCUGGCUUGUUGAGUUUGGCUGUGUUGUGCUUCUGUCUCCUUGUCUUGGUGGUCGAACCUCAUAGAGCAUAUGGCAAGAGCCGUGGUUCGUUUGGCCGAAACAAUGGUGCCGCCACUUCAGCAGUCAAUGGAAUAUGCGCCACCUUAGUGACUAUCCAUGGUUACAAAUGCCUGGAACAUGAAUUAAAAACCCAAGAUGGCUAUAUCCUUAACAUGCAAAGAAUUCCAGAGGGACGUGUCAGUGGGAGUAGUAGUACUGGUGGAAACAAGAAGCAGCCUGUACUAAUACAGCAUGGUAUUCUUGUGGAUGGAAUGACAUGGCUCAUGAAUUCACCAGAACAAAAUCUACCAAUGAUUUUGGCUGAUAAAGGUUUUGAUGUGUGGAUUGCUAACACUAGAGGGACUAGAUUCUGCAGAAAGCAUGUUUCCCUUGACCCUGGCCGGCCGGAGUUCUGGAAUUGGUCAUGGGAUGAAUUGGUGAGUUAUGAUCUACCAGCUGUUUUUGACUUUGUGUUCAACCAGACAGGGCAGAAAAUUCAUUACAUUGGCCACUCCCAGGGAACUCUUAUAGGUUUGGCAUCAUUCUCAGAGGGCCAUCAGGCACACACGCUGAAAUCAGCAGCCUUUCUAAGCCCAAUUGCAUACUUAAGCCACAUGAAUACUGCACUUGGUGUGGUUGCUGCGAAAGCCUUUGUUGGUGAGAUCACUAUAUUGUUUGGAGUAGCAGAAUUUAAUCCAAAAGGACAGCAGGCCUCAAUCUUUCUCAAGUCUUUGUGCAAUUAUCCUGGAGUUGAUUGCUAUGAUCUAUUAAGUGAACUUACUGGUAAAAAUUGCUGUCUCAAUUCUUCCACGGUUGACCUUUGCAUAGAGAACGAGCCUCAAUCCACAGCAACCAAAAACUUGGUGCACUUGGCUCAGACUGUUCGAGAUGGGGUGAUUGCAAAAUACAACUAUGGGAGACCAGACUAUAAUCUGAUGCGUUAUGGAGAAGCCAAACCACCAAUUUACAACAUCUCCAACAUUCCUCGUGACCUUCCUAUUUUCAUUAGCUAUGGAGGCCAAGAUGCACUCUCUGAUGUUCGAGAUGUUCAGCUAUUGCUUGAUAGUCUGAAGUUCCAUGAUGUAGACAAGCUCAUGAUUCAGUACAUCAAGGAUUAUGCUCAUGCGGAUUUCAUUAUGGGAAUAAACGCCAAUGAUUUUGUGUACAAUCAAAUUAUUCAGUUCUUUAAAAAUCAGCAAUGAUCCCUCAAAGAGGCCUCAGUUUAUGUAAUUGAACUAGUAAACUUUUUCUCUUUGAUCAAUAAUAAAUCAUUAAACACAACAGAAUCAGUUCAGAGCGAGCUGAUUGAUAUUAUGUACUGAA